AGCAGCGCAGUUCUCCUGGUUCCCAGAGCAGUCUCCCAGAGAUCCGAGACUGACUCAGUGUCUCUGCAGCUCUGCGUCCAGACACAGCAGCCUCUGCACUCUGAUACUUUCCCAUAAUUCUGCUGGAGCUUCAAAACUUUCAGCAACCCUGACUGGACUACUGAGGGGCCGAGAGAACGCAGGGGUUGUGAACAGAGAGCAUCUGGAACUUGGGGACGAAGAGAGACAGAGACAGAGACAUAGGACCAGAAAGCGUCUCAUGAACAAUUAAAUUGUUCUUGUUUUUUUUUUUGUUUUUUUUUUUUUGAGCAUUUCUCUUAUAACUCGCAAAAUAUCUCUCUCUAAUUCUGAUAUUGACAUUUAGCAAAAAUCAGUAUCAAAAUUGAUCUGCAAUAAUUUUUUUUUUCUUUUUCUUGAAGAGCUGCUUUAAACUUGACAUUAAAAACCUGCACCAUGUCGCCCGCUCUCGGCAUCUUCCUUUUUCAUUUGUUGCUGCUUGGAAUCGAAGCUCGGAGCGUUAGGAAACUCGGACAGGUAAAAAUGCUAGACACUGACCACGUCCCAGAUCAGAAGCUCCUCCCUCUUUCAGAGUUACUGGAUUUGGACGAGGAGCAGCGCCACCGUCUGGUCCGGGGUACCGAGGAGGAGGAGCAGCAGUCCACCUUUGGACAGUCUUUCGAGAACGAUUCAAUGACACCUCCACAUGCUACCGAGUUUAGCCACCCGUACAGUGUCGCAGCAGGGGGCCCCGUGGAUGAGGGCAGUCUUCAAGGAAACGUCUCGUUGUCUAAUGACGCAGUUCCCGAGUUCCUUAACCCGUUUUACCCACUGGCCGAGAGCUCGUAUGCAGCGUUUGCCAUCCUCUUCCUCGCCGGUGUGGUGGUGGUCGUGGGCGUGGUGGGAAACAUGGUGGUGAUGUGUGUUGUUUGGAACAAUUACUACAUGAGGUCCUCCUGGAACUACUUGCUGGCCAGUAUGGCCUUCUGGGAUUUCCUAGUUCUGGUGCUCUGCCUCCCAGUGGUCGUCCUCAACCACCUGUCCCACAAAAGGAUCCUCGGUGAAAUCACCUGCCGCAUGGUGCCUUACAUGGAGGUGGUAUCUCUGGGCAUCACCUCCUUCACCCUCUGCGCUCUGGGCAUCGACCGGUUCCACGCUGCCACCUCGUCGUCGCAGCUAAAGGCGCGGCGCGUGGAACACUGUCGCACGGUUCUGCUGAAGCUGCUUCUCGUCUGGAUGUUCAGCCUGCUGUUCUCCAGCCCCGAGAUCUUCCUGUGGCAGCUCAGCCAGGAAGUGUUGCCCUCCAAAGGUCAACUGGUGGACGCCUGUGCCAUCACGAACUCCUCCCCUCUGUCCCUCUACCUGCCGGACUCCCUUCACUCUCUUCUUCUUCGGUAUCACCAGGGUCGUAUGUGGUGGUGUUUCGGCUGCUACUUCUGCGUCCCUGUUCUCUUCACCAUUCUCUGUCAAACGGCCACACGCAACGUGAACAGCGACUACAACUCGACCAAAAAGCAGCGCGACCACGAGGAGCGCUCCUCCGAGCAGAAGCACCAGCAGCACCAGGCUCUGGAGCGCCAGCUGAACUGCACGCUGUUCGCCUUAGCGGCGGUGUACGGGAUCUGCGCUCUGCCUGAGCAUGUCUGCAACAUCACCUUUGCCUACAUGAACAUAAGUGUCUCUGAGGACACCGCCGCCAUGCUGGCUCUGUUGUAUCACUUCCUGCUGUACAUCAAGUCGGCGAUCACACCUGUGCUGCUGCUCUGCCUCUGUAAGGCUCUGGGUCAGGCCUUCGUGGACUGCUGCUGCUGCUGCUGUCAGGAGUGUAAGGUUGACGCCUCUCAGGACUCACCAGGUUCUGCCCAGCUCAAACUGAAGGCAGCCAAUGAGACAUCCAUCCUAUUCGACAAGGCUAAAGACACGUCGGCCAUCUUGUCCAUCUCCAGCUAGAGCUACUGGUCGGCUGCGUAAACCAAUCACCCCUUCUUGCCAACAUUUAGAAUUUAAUAACUGCUUCCACUCCGACUUAUGUUUAUCUCUUCAAUGAAUUUUUUAUUUUUUUUCAAAUUCAUCUCCAUAAUUUUUUCUUCUUUUUUUU
Cynoglossus semilaevis (tongue sole) is the source of this 2095-nucleotide messenger RNA. RefSeq names its product prosaposin receptor GPR37L1-like. The transcript has 4 exons. Bases 454 to 1947 code for a protein of 497 amino acids. Lineage: Eukaryota; Metazoa; Chordata; Actinopteri; Pleuronectiformes; Cynoglossidae. The record is from RefSeq and is a predicted model, not a curated record. Gene Ontology annotation, biological process: positive regulation of MAPK cascade; adenylate cyclase-inhibiting G protein-coupled receptor signaling pathway. Gene Ontology annotation, cellular component: plasma membrane; signaling receptor complex. Gene Ontology annotation, molecular function: G protein-coupled peptide receptor activity.